Strongylus vulgaris is the source of this 564-nucleotide messenger RNA. Lineage: Eukaryota; Metazoa; Nematoda; Chromadorea; Rhabditida; Strongylidae. The record is from the annotation of a GenBank genome assembly.
AUGGAAAAGAGACGUGUGUAUUCCAAGGAUCUGAUCUUGUGUGAGGAGCGUUUCGCCAAGGCAAAGGCUAUCAACAGUAUCCUCCGACACGUUGCCGAACAGCUAGGAUACGAAAAAGAUGAGCAGUUGGAGUUCAAUCCAUCCUUAAAAAUUUUCAUACGUCGUUUAUCUUGGAGUUGUCACGUCAGCCAUAGUGACCUUUAUAUGCGAACAGCAUGGCAUUUUGACCGAAAAGAGAAGAAAAAGGCAGCUGCCUACGACGUUUUCAAGCGUGCGAUAGCAGACCCACAUGUUCUUGAUGAAUGCGACAUAUCUCCUGAAAUUCGUGCUGAUAUUGAAGUUUCAUGCUUUUCAUAUGAUGGAAUUGAUGCUAUCAAGGAAGCGCUGAUUGCUGGAAAGAACUGCUCCACUGAUAUUAUGCCCAUUAAGGCAACUGCACCUCAUUUCGUAGUCACCAAUCAAACCUUAGAUCGAGAGCAUGGACUGAGCGCUGUAAACGAUGCUCUUAAUGUGGUGAAAGAGACGAUAGAAAAGUACGGUGGAAAGUUCUCGAUAAAGGAGGAG